Messenger RNA from Frankliniella occidentalis (western flower thrips), 1357 nucleotides. It is a transcript of the gene Hmg-2, whose product is annotated as high mobility group protein 20A. The coding region runs from base 235 to 1128 and encodes 297 amino acids. Gene Ontology annotation, biological process: regulation of gene expression. Gene Ontology annotation, cellular component: nucleus. The record is from RefSeq and is a predicted model, not a curated record. Lineage: Eukaryota; Metazoa; Arthropoda; Insecta; Thysanoptera; Thripidae. The transcript has 7 exons.
GGGUAGUUGUUGUAGUGGUGUUGGGUCGGUAGGUUGAGUGUGAGUUUUGCCGGACGAUUAACAAACAAAUAUGACUUUUUACUAGCGAAGAACUCCACACAGUUGGACUUGUUGAGACGUUGUUCGAUUAGCCCAGCGGCGUUUCUUCAAAUUCACUGACAGCUGAAUUCUUUAAUGGCAACAUAGUCCAUCUCUAACCUAGAUUGGCGUCUGCUUGUUGUUUGGAUAUCUAAAAUGGCUGAUGCUCCCAAGCCUGUUAGCCUUAGCCCAGAUGACAACACUGCAACCAUCAAUAAUACUGUUAAUUGUGAAGUUAACUUGCCAAAGCCAAAUAAGUCAAAGAAGAAGAAAAACAAGCUCGGAGUUGCUGCACCUCGUCCACCACUGACAGGAUAUGUUAGAUAUCUUAAUAGCCGUCGAGACAACUUGAGGAAUGACAAUCCAAAUUUAACAUUCCCUGAUAUUACAAAAAUUUUAGCCCAAGAAUGGGCUAAUUUGCCCCCUGAAGAAAAAAGACCAUAUCAGGAGGCUGGGGAGCAAGAUAGGGAGCGGUAUAACCAUGAGUUUGAGGAAUACAAGAAGACUGACGCAUACAGGGAAUAUCUGCGUCAGCAAGAAGAAAAUAAACAAAAAGGGAAAGAAAAAUUAAAAGAUAAAGAACCUGAGCUAAAAAGAGCUAAAAUUGUCCCAGAACAUAAUGAUGAGAGUAACAGCAGUGGCUUUGACAUUCCAAUAUUUACUGAGGAGUUUUUGGACUUAAAUAAAUCUCGAGAAGCAGAGCUUCGACAAUUACGAAAAUCAAGCACUGAUUUUGAACUUCAGAAUGCCUCUUUAAGUCGGAUUGUGGAGAGUAUGAGAACUGCUGUUUCUAACUUAGAAAGUGAUAUAAGCACUCAACGUUCCAAUAAUUUGGCUCUUAGUCGUCACCUAGACCAGUUGCGUGCAUCCCUAGCUGCAGCUUUCCAUGCUGUAGCUCUUCCAGAUGCAAAUGAAAGGCCAACUGUAGAUAACAUUGACUCCUAUAUGCAAAAACUGCAUGGUCUUUUUAUGGGUUCAGUGGGCAACCAGCAUGCUCAACUUCUUGCAAGAGUGUCAGGCAUUGUAGAACGUUUAGAUCUGCAUGGCUGAUAUGAGAGUCAUGGAACAUUUUAAUGUUCCAAAUUCAUGGUUUCAGUAUUCUGAAAGGAACUUUAUUUGAUGGUGCCAGUAUGAGCUGGGAAAGCUUAUAAAAGUGCUGCAGGAGCAAGUUCUUUUAUUUUCCAAAGUGUUUUUCUAUAAUGAUUGCCUACAAGCAUAUGAACUUUGUACUGUAUCUAGUUAUGACUUCUAUUUCAAUAAAUUGAUGUGAUUUGGAAAA